UGGGCACAGGUGGGUGGCACUGCUGGGCACAGGUGGGUGGGCACAGGUGGGUGGCACUGCUGGGCACAGGUGGGUGGCACUGCUGGGCACAGGUGGGUGCACUGCUGGGCACAGGUGGGUGCACUGCUGGGCACAGGUGGGUGCAUCUGCUGGGCACAGGUGGGCGGAGCUAGUGGGCGGAACUGCUGGGCACCGAUCAUCAGGGCACUGAUCAUCAGAGCCCUGAUGAUCGGUGCCGAUCCCCGCUCUGACAACUGCUGGUUCUCGGCAGUACUUUCCUCACGAUCUGACAGCGUAAGGAAAGUGCAGCCGAGAACCGGCACUUGC
Molecule: messenger RNA, 327 nt
Organism: Staurois parvus
Lineage: Eukaryota; Metazoa; Chordata; Amphibia; Anura; Ranidae
Source: the annotation of a GenBank genome assembly